AUGUCAGGGUCAGCUGUCAACACGGCCCUUUGUGUCUCCUUCAGCGCAAGAGUGGUGCUUAGCCACUCGCAGAAAAAUGGAAAUGAUGGAGGACACACGCGCGCGCUCCUGAGCUCUCUCCAUCCCCUCCCGUCACCUCCACCCCUCUCGACCUGGCGGCCCCCCGCUCGGGCGACCCCCUUGGCGGCCCUCGGGCCCGGGGGACCGGUCCCGGGCUCUCCCCGCCGCGCCGCAGCCUCGCUCGGUCCCUCGCUCCCGCCACAAAGGCGGCGCCGAGAGCUGGGCGCCCGCCCUCGCCUCACAGACGCACCGGCGCUCACACCCCCGCUCCGCCUUCCGAGCCCGUCAGAAAAAGUCAGCCGCUGCGUUUCCCCGCGCAGGCAGGGUGUCCACAGCCCGCCAAAGGGCAGCUCCUGCCGGACAGAGGCGGGCGCUCGCGCCCGGCUGGCGACCUCUCACCUCCCCGCCUCCACGCGCCCCGAAUCCCCACAGCCGCUCACCUGGCCCUGGCAGCGCGCGAGGGCAGAGGACCGGGGGUGGCCCGCGCCUCGGCCGGGGCUCGUCUCCCCACCCCCAGUCGGGUCGCAGCGCCGCGCUCAGCUCGCUCGGCCGCCCUCCUCCGAGGUGCUAGCGCCGCCGGUGGCUGGCGUCUCUCUGGCAGGCUCGCUUGCCGCGCGCUCAGUUCCCCGGGGCGGAGCGAGGCGGCCGCCGCCGCGGCCGGAGGCGGAUUCCUCAGGUGCUGCCCCUCCCGCUUCCCCAGAACCUCCGCGGCGGGGACCCCCGCGCCCCCUCCCUCCGCCCCGCCUCUCGGCCUCCCGCCGCCUAGGCGCCCGCGAGGGCCCUUCAGGGCUCCCGGCCCUCCUGGAGUGGAGUGAGCGGACGGUUCCCUACCCACCCUCCGAGGACGCCCCCAACCCAGGUUGCAGCCCUCAGCACAGUGUGCCGCGCCUCCAUUUCCAAAUCCGCAGCCUCCGUGACGUGUCCAUACAGAAAGAAUUGACUGGAAGUCUGGAACUGUCAGAAAAUAACUCAAGGCAUAGUUCAGUUGUGAGUUGCAAAAAAUGUUGUCAGAAUCCCUGUCCCCACUCCCUCCUCAGGAAAUCUGACACAAGCUGAACAUGAGCUUUGAUGGCUGUCACCAUGGGAAAAGUCAGGAUGUCAUGUGUGGGAGAACCUGGAAGUAUUGAAUGGUAAAAUGGAUACAGUUGUACAAGUGAUUGAACCAGUUAGCUUCAGCCUACAAGUUUUAAAAUCACUUUCUAGACAACAGACAAGACAACUGGGUGUGCACCAGCCUUGAACCUGCAAGCAGAUACUCCCUUUCCCCAGGAACUCCAGCCUAUGCCAUGGCAGAUUCCCGUCACCCAUCUGCUCCCAGCUGCUGGACCACCUGCACCAACUUCUUGUGCACCCAAAAGGGAAUUCUCCUUUUUGCUCAGAUUAUAAUGUGCGUGUCAAUUCUGACUCUCUUCAGUGCAUCAGCACCAGGAUAUUCCUCUCUGUCGGUGAUUGAAUUGAUCUGCACUUGUAUCUUCUUUGUUGUCUAUAUGUGUGACCUGCACACCAAGAUACAAUUCAUUCAUUGGCCUUGGAGUGACUUCUUCCGAGCCUUUAUAGCAGCCAUCCUCUACCUGAUCACCUCCAUUGUUGUCCUUGUUGAGAGAGGAAGCCGCUCCAGAAUCACUGCAGGGGUACUAGGCCUAAUUGCUGCGAGCCUCUUUGGCUAUGAUGCCUAUGUCACUUUUCCCUUGCGACAAUAAAGAUGUACAGUAGUGCCUACAGUGCCCUGCUGAUACCAUGA
This is a messenger RNA of Sus scrofa (pig), 1801 nucleotides long. Lineage: Eukaryota; Metazoa; Chordata; Mammalia; Artiodactyla; Suidae. The record is from RefSeq and is a predicted model, not a curated record.